AAUGGUUACUUAUAUAAAAUUGCCCUUAGACAAACGACAAAAUAAUGAAAGCCUACUUAACUCGAUUGGUAACUGCGUAGACGGUUGAAAGAUAAUUUUUGUAAUGUGUUUAUUCAAUAGAUUUAAUCAAUAUUACAGAAUAAUAAAUCGACGGGACAGAUUGAUAGGUCAGUACCUGUCACGUUUUUGGAUGGCACGUAAGACGAUGUGGGCGCGUGCCUUUUACGGUCAUGUUUUAACAUUGGGUAACAGCACGAAUAAUCGUGUUGAAUCGCUGAAUAGGCAAAUUAAACGAUAUGUACGCAAAAGUGAUAGUCUGUACAAGUGUAUGUACAAGGCUUUAAAAUGGAGUGAAAUGACGUCAGCUAGAAGAAGUAUCGAAGAUCAAGUGAUAGCCGGAAGAUCUUAUAAAUAUAAUGCUCCUCAGCGUCUUACACCCCUGCUAAACAUUUUAACCCCACUCGCUAGAUCUAAAUUGUUAUACGAACUUAAACAAAUGCGUUUUGUCUACGUGGAAUAUGAAAGCGGUGAUUGGUUGUUUAUGGUUGAUCGCGGACAACAUUAUGAAGUUGAUAUAAGCAUUUGUCAAUGCAAUUGUAGCACGUUUAUGAUGUGCCGAUAUCCCUGCCGUCACAUGCUACUUGCCUACGUUAAAAGACGAAAUCUUACAGCUCAUCAACUUCUUAGGUAUUGUAGCAGAUGGAAGUUACAUAUUACCCAGAACUUCCAAAAUUAUACAUUAACUGCAUUAACACAACGGAGUGAAGUGUAUAUAAGUAUUCAACGAAGUCGAAGAAUCCAUAAGCAACGCAUCAUUGAGAAGUAUGAUGAACGUUUCGCAACGGAAGUUGAGAAGAAGGUGGACAAUUAUUACUUAAGAAUUCUUAAUACCAACUUGUAAACUUGAUUUUCUGCUUUAGCAGCAAUGAUUAUUCAAUAAACUGUCAUAAUUUUAAUUUUCACCUUAUUCCUAGUUUCAUGGGAAUAAAUAGCAAUGACGUUCAUGUGUAACUGUUUGUAAUAAUUAAGAAUGAUUCAGAAACCCUACAUCCACG
Messenger RNA from Schistosoma intercalatum, 1055 nucleotides. The record is from the annotation of a GenBank genome assembly. Lineage: Eukaryota; Metazoa; Platyhelminthes; Trematoda; Strigeidida; Schistosomatidae.